Pneumocystis carinii B80 is the source of this 1723-nucleotide messenger RNA. RefSeq lists its product as hypothetical. The coding region runs from base 331 to 1650 and encodes 439 amino acids. Lineage: Eukaryota; Fungi; Ascomycota; Pneumocystomycetes; Pneumocystales; Pneumocystaceae. The record is from RefSeq and is a predicted model, not a curated record. Gene Ontology annotation, cellular component: endoplasmic reticulum membrane. Gene Ontology annotation, molecular function: metalloendopeptidase activity. Gene Ontology annotation, biological process: CAAX-box protein processing. The transcript is spliced from 6 exons.
GAUACAUUUAUUUUAAAAUCAGAUUUAGAAAAACCAGGAAUUUAUUAUAUAGCAAGUCAUUGUUUUCGACAAGUUGUUUAAGCUUUUAUUAUAUUUAUUAAUUCUUUUUUGGUUUUUUAUAUGGUAAUGUUUAAUAUAAAAUGUUUUUAUUGAUUUCAUUUUAUAAUCUUUAUUAUUAUUUAAAAAAAAUUUAACAAAGAUACAUAUUAGCAUUGUUUUAAAUAUUAAUUAAAUUAUUUUAUUAAUAAUUAUAUUUCAUUAAUAAUUAUAUUUUAUUCAUAAUCUAAAUCUUAUUUUUAUAACCAACCAACGACACUUAAUAAAAAUCUAAUGGAUUUUUUAAAGGAUCUUGGAGAUGCUUUGGAUAUCCCUGGUUUUCCAUGGAAAAAGCUUAUUAUUUCAUUUAUUCUAGUCCAAUAUGUUUUUGAACAAUUUUUAACAUUAAGACAAUACAAAAAGCUUAAAGAGAAAAAGCCAUCAGCAGCUUUAGAAAAUAUUGUUGAUAUGGAAACAUAUAAUAAAAGUCAAGAAUAUGGUAGAGCGAAAGCAAAGUUUAGCCUUGUUGCGGAAUUGUAUGAACUUUUUCAGAAACUGCUUAUUAUGAAAUAUGAUAUUCUUCCUAAGCUUUAUAGUUUUGUUAAAUUACUAGUAGAUCGGUUUUUUUCAGAGAAGUUUUCUGGAGAAAUUUUUUAUUCUAUGUUAUUUUUCUUUAUCUUAAAUUUACAAUCUCUAUUUCUAAAUCUUCCAGUUUCUAUCUAUUCUAUAUUUGUUUUGGAAGAAAAAUUUGGAUUUAAUAAACAAACAUUUGGUCUUUUUAUUGCAGAUUUGGUUAAAACUCAAGUAUUAAUUGCAAUUAUUGGAGGUCCUGUUCUUUUUGUAUUUCUAAAAAUUGUUGCAUACUUUGGCCAAGCAUUUUUUUUUUAUUUAUGGCUUUUCGUAUUUAUAUUUCAAAUUGUACUGAUAAUAAUCUAUCCUACAUUAAUUCAACCUUUAUUUAAUAAGCUUGUUCCUUUACCUGAUGGAGAAUUGAAAUCAAAGGUUGAAGAAUUGGCAUCUAAUUUGAAAUUUCCUUUAAAGAAACUUUAUGUAAUUGAUGGAUCAAAAAGAUCUGCACAUAGUAAUGCAUAUUUUUUUGGUUUACCGUGGAAUAGACAUAUUGUCAUUUAUGAUACAUUAAUUGAAAAAUCAGAAACUGUUGAAAUUAUUGCAGUAUUAGCUCAUGAAUUAGGCCAUUGGGCAUUGUCUCAUGUAGCGAAAAUCUUAGUAAUUACUCAAAUUCAUAUAUUUUUUAUAUUUAUGCUUUUUUCCAUUUUUAUACAAAAUACUUCUCUUUAUCAAUCAUUUGGAUUUCAUUCAGAUAAGCCAAUCUUGAUAGGCUUCGUCUUAUAUAGUGAUAUUCUGACACCUGUAAAUGGUCUUUUAACAUUUUUUAUGAAUAUUUAUAGCAGGAAAAAUGAAUUUGAAGCAGAUGCAUUUGCUGCUAAACUUAAUUACAAAAAAGAACUUUCAAGUGCGCUUAUAAAGCUUCAUAUUCAAAAUUUAAGCACUAUGGAUGCUGACAAACUUUAUAGUAGUUAUCAUUACUCACAUCCAUUACUGGUUGAACGUUUACGUGCUCUUGGUUAUAAACAUGAAUCAAAGUCUGAGUAAAAUAAUUACAUUUAUUAAUAAAAUAUAAAAAUAAUUUAUCUAAUUUAAUAAAAAACCUUUAUUUUUAUCCAAA